Molecule: messenger RNA, 1683 nt
Organism: Penicillium cataractarum
Lineage: Eukaryota; Fungi; Ascomycota; Eurotiomycetes; Eurotiales; Aspergillaceae
Exons: 1
Coding region: 1-1683 (560 amino acids)
Biological process (GO): transmembrane transport; carbohydrate transport
Cellular component (GO): membrane
Molecular function (GO): carbohydrate:proton symporter activity
Source: RefSeq, a predicted model, not a curated record
AUGGAUCCUUCCACCAAAUCGAUUGAAGCCGAGAAGGCAGACCUGAGUCAUGUCGAGAUACUAUCCGACGAAACGCCACCUGAAAAGCUUGAAGUUCAUCAGUCGUUGGACAUGACGCCGAAGGAGCAAUGGCGCAAACUUUGGAAAGCCAUCCAGGCUGAAAAAAGGUUCUGCUUAUGGACUUUGUACACUAUGCUUCUUGUCUUCAGUUGGGGCUACGAUGCCGGUCUAUCUGGCGUGGCCAUCGCAUUCCCCGAGUUCCGAAAAGCGUAUGGAAACUACUACGCCCUAGGUGACGAGUAUGUGAUUCCUGCUUUGUGGCAGUCACUCUGGAAUGCCGCUUCAACAAUUGGUCAGGUAUUUGGAGGCUAUGCAGCUGGGCAAUUUGCCGACUUCUGGGGACGCAAAGUUUUGCUGUACACAGCAGUAUUCAUCUCUCUAGGAUCUUCAUUUGCACUGGUGUUUGCCCCAAGUUUGCCUGUCUUGUUCGUCUCAAAGCUACUUCUCGGCCUGUCGGUUGGUCUCGCGACGGUGCUUCCCCCUUUGUAUGUUACAGAGAACGCACCAGCCCACCUUCGCAGCACAGCGUCAUCCCUUACCAACGUCAUCAUUGUCUUUGGUCAGUUCUGCGCGUCUAUCACCGGAUAUGGCGCCUCGGGAAUUCAGGGCGUCUGGUCUUUCAAACUUGCCUUUGUCAUGACUUUUGUGAUGCCCAGCAUUUACCUUUGUGGUCUCCCUUUUCUUCCCGAAAGUCCGGUCUGGUAUAUGAAGAAGGGUCGUGAAGAUGCUGCUCGCAAGGCUAUUGCCAGGCUCUAUGGCCCCGGUGCCGAUAUCGAUGCGUGCAUUGAAACGAUCAAGACUGAACUCAAAAACACCGAGGACGAGGAAUCCGCCGCAACCCAAACAAGCUGGAAGAGCAUCUUCAGCAAAGAGCAUCGCUCCCGCACCCUCGUUGCUGUACUGGGUCUUCAGUCGCAGAAUUUCUCGGGUGGUUACUUCGCCAAUACCUACCAGACCUAUUAUUUCCAGUUGAUUGGUCAAACGAACUCGUUCCAAUUGACUGCCAUCUCUUCAUCGCUUCAAGUCUUGUCCAACAUGGUCGCUGUCUGUCUUUCCGAUAUCAUUCCACGUAGAAAGGGCCUCAUUGGCGGGGGUACCAUGCUCAUGUUUUGGUCUGUCAUCAUUGCCGGUGUAUCCAUGGCCCCGACCACCAACACUUCGGCCAAUAUCGCUCUACUUGCUUUCAUGAUUACCUGGUCUAUGCUUUAUACGGCAACCGUGGGCUGUUAUGGAUGGGCUGUAGCUCAGGAAACUGCGGCACAGGCUACGCGUCCCAAGACGAUUUCUUUCGUCUUGAUCUGUCAACAGCUGACAGCACUUUUACUGUCCUCUGUCUUCCCGUAUUUCAUCAAUCCAGAUGAGCUCAACUGGGGUGGCAAGGUCAUGUUCUUGUUUGUUGGCGCCGAGUUAUUCAUCAUGGCUGGUCUAUAUUUCUUCCAGCCGGAGACCAAAAAUCGGUCAAACGCGGAGAUUGAUGCGUUGUAUGCCAACAAGGUGUCUCCACGGAUGUUCAACGACUUUACUGUCGUGGAUGGCCAGGUUUUUGAGAAAGAAAAGAAGAAGGCAGGCAUAUUUGGUCGAUUUGCUGACAGGACCAAGCAUGUUGGGAGGGGUGUUUGUUGA